AUGUUAGGCGCUGGAUUGCAGCAUGGACGUAGUAGUGGUGGAGAGGAUAGGUUUUACAUGCCGGCAAAAGCGAGAAGGAUUCGUCAGCAUCAAGAGAACCUCCGUAGAGCUCAAAGUAACGUUACUCCGCCCCAAUCUACGACAUCUUCUGUCAGGGAGGAGUCGGAGAAUCAACUCAUGCAACCAUCAAAUCCGGAGCCGUUGGAAUCCUCAGUGGUGGCGGUGCCGGCAACAUCAUCGUUGUGUAAUCUUGAACGGUUUUUGGAAACUGUUACGCCUUCUGUUCCUGUUCAACAUCUCUCCAAGAGAACUAUGAGAGGAUGGAGGACAAGUGAUGUGGAAUAUCAACCAUACUUUGUUCUUGGUGAUUUGUGGGAAUCUUUCAAGGAGUGGAGUGCUUAUGGUGUUGGAGUUCCUUUAAUAUUGAAUGAAGCUAAUUGUGUGAUCCAAUAUUAUGUGCCUUAUUUAUCUGGAAUUCAAAUAUAUGUAGACCAUUUGAAGUCUUCAAUAAAUUCCAGGCAACUAACUGAGGAUAUUGAUGAUAACUCAUUUACGGAUUCAAGUAGUGAUGGGAGCAGUGAUUAUGAGCAGGAAAAGGGUUCUUUACAUUAUCUAAGGGAGAAGAGUAAUAAUCAUCACCCAAAGAAUGACAUUCUUCACCGAAUGGAUCAUUUUUCAAUGAAUGAUGAGAACAAUGUAGUUCAAGAAGACUUUUCUAGUGAUGAUAGUGAUUCUGCCACCACUCAAAGUUGCUCGAUAUUUGAGUACAUGGAACAUAGUCAGCCUUUGGGCAGAGAACCUUUGUGUGAUAAGAUACUUGAUCUUGCACAACGCUUCCCUGAAUUGAAAAGUCUAAGAAGUUGUGACUUGCUGCCAUCUAGUUGGCUUUCUGUCGCUUGGUACCCAAUAUACAGAAUUCCCAUGGGGCCCACCUUGAAAGAUCUUGAUGCUUGUUUUCUAACUUUUCAUUCCCUUCACACUCCUACUACAGGCAAUGAAUGUGAGCAUCCACUUGUUGUAAGGCAUUUCAGUGGGACGGGUGUGGUCUCAUUACCAGCAUUUGGUCUUGCUUCAUACAAAUUAAGGGGCACCACUGGUUUGCCUGGACCAAUGGGGUUGAUGAGUACUAGUCAUUUGGAACAAGAAGCUGCAGUACUUGCUUUGUCAACUUUGAUGACCAUAGCUCCUGCACAAGUUUAUGCAGAAUUUGAAAAGCUUGGAAAUGGUGGUUUGUUUGGUGCUAGUUAUAUUCAGGUAAAAGAUUUCCCAUCUCUUAUAUUAAUGUUUGGUAACAAUCUUGUUGAAAGGACUUAUGAAUCAGAUAUUAAUGGUACCAAGUUUAACACUCGAAUCCAUACGAUUAGAUGUUAA
This is a messenger RNA of Lactuca sativa (garden lettuce), 1371 nucleotides long. Lineage: Eukaryota; Viridiplantae; Streptophyta; Magnoliopsida; Asterales; Asteraceae. The record is from RefSeq and is a predicted model, not a curated record.